UCGUGGAUCACCAAAGAGACGGACGUCGGCGAAAUAAUGACGAGUUCGUUUCCGUUGCAUGAGUGCGUCUUUAACGGUGACACCCGUAAGCUGUCGCUGCUGCUCCGGACGCAUGAAAUCGCCGAGAAGGAUAAACAUGGCAACACACCGCUUCAUCUGGCGGUUAUGCUGGGAAAGAAAGAAUGUACCUUCCUACUUCUUGCACACGGCGCUCCAGUAAAAGUAAAAAAUUUGCAAGGAUGGUCUCCUCUAGCAGAAGCGAUCUCCUACGGAGAUCGACAAAUAAUCAGCUCGCUGCUGCGAAAGCUGAAGCAACAGGCCCGCGAACAGAUGGAGCAGCGCCGGCCAAACCUGGUGAAGGCCCUUAAACAGAUGGGUGACUUUUACAUGGAGCUUAAGUGGGACUUCCACUCGUGGGUGCCGCUUAUCUCGCGCAUCCUGCCCUCGGACGUAUGCAAGAUCCACAAAUCCGGCUGUUCGAUUCGGCUUGAUACGACCCUAGUCGAUUUCUCGGACAUGCGGUGGGAGCGGGGCGACAUUUCGUUCAUAUUUAAGGGCGAAAACUCUCCCAAGGAUUCGCUGACGGCGUUGGACAACGAGUGCCGCUGCUACCAGCACGUCCGGCACGAGGAGACGGAGAUGGAAAUCGAGGACGAGGUCGACAUCCUGAUGUCGAGCGACAUCCUAGCAGCGCAGAUGUCCACCAAGGGUAUUAGUUUUACGAAAGCACAAUCCGGGUGGAUUUUCCGCGAGGACCGCCGAGAGACAGUGGCCGGCCAGUACGACAGUGAUCUCUACACGAUAAACGGGCUGACGUUGGAGCAGCGCAAGCGCCGCGAGCACCUGUCUCGGGACGAUCUGCAAAAAAACAAAGCUCUUAUGGAGUCGCUCACGAAGGGCGGCCAGGGCCAGCAGGGCGGCAAUGACCAGAAUGGGGAGAUUUUCCGGAGGGAAUCGCUGCAACCACCGCCGAGCAGUCCCAUCACCUGGGAGGAGUACAUUUCUGCGGAGUCGGGUCAGUACCCGAAUCUCGGGCGGGAGCUAGUGUAUAAGGAAUCGAGUAAAAACUUCAAAGCUACUGUGGCUAUGAGUAAAGACUUUCCACUGAGCGUCGAGAUGCUGUUAAACGUGCUGGAGGUAAUCGCACCGUUCAAACAUUUCAGCAAGCUGCGGGAGUUUGUGACGUUAAAGCUGCCCGGCGGCUUCCCGGUGAAGAUCGACAUCCCCAUCCUGCCGACGGUUUCGGCCAAAAUCACCUUCCAAAAGUUUGAAUUCCGGGACAACAUCUCGCCCGACCUGUUCGUCAUUCCGGAAGACUACAAAGAGGACUCGAUGAGAUUUCCUGAUUUAUGACCUUUCGAUAUCGACCGAGUAAGUUCACGGUCGCUGGUUGCUGCCAGCUGGCCAGAACUUAUCAUGCCGCAACUGUCGUCGCCAACGUCAGCACCAGCAACCACCCGUGCCGACGGUUACCUGAGACGCUUGUCGUCAACUUCUUUGCUGCUGUCGAGCCUGCCGGAUGUAGUGAAACGUUGGGCCAGAUGGAUUUCGAUGCUGGUUUUCCUCCUCCCUGCUGGACCGCCGAUUUCUCUGGUGCAUGCUUUUCUUUUUUCUUCGAACACCUCUUGUCUCCCCCGGACGCAGGUGGUAUCAGGAUUAGUGUCUGGCAAAAGGGCAUCCGGUACCGUUUAGUGGUUGUGGAGUGACCGCGCUAUGCGCGCGGCGCAAAGGUAUUAAAACAAAAUUUUAGUGUAGUAUUUUAUUCCCGUACCACCCCUACGCUGUGUUUGAGGGGUUAGUUCCUGUCGCAGGGGAUUCCGCGCGCCAUUCAAACGCGUCGGAGUUAGCUGAUUGUCUUCAUUCUCCUCCCGAAACGCUCUGUAUCUGCAGCGCUGUUUGGAUCUCCUUUUAACUGUACAGAGAGGAAGAGGAUACGUAACGCGCUACACAAUUUCCAGGAUGUGUGGUACUCGCAGGGUAGUUUUAUGACAGUUGUUUAUUGUUUUAUUUUUAUCUAACUUAUUCUCACUGACCAAUAUCUACAAUAGGGACAACCCGAUCAAUGAGACAAAAGCAAUCAAUAAAUGUAUUUCGAUGAAAUCUGGACAGGUCUGAACGUACAUACUGAUACACAUUUGGACAGGUUUUCUUGUAUACCGCAAAAUAUCGUUUAAACGGGAAACAAGAAGUAAAACAACAUUCAUAGAAAUAACAGACGAAUGCAAACUCUUGAUCCAAGUCGAUAGACACGAAUUUGUCGUAGAUUUGAGGUGUACACAUCAGGCUAAUACAGCCGAAGCUAUACACGAUGAAUUUGGCAACACGCAAACAUAAAACCUGUGAGGACAGAAAAACACUUUACACACAGUGAGCUAGAAGAAAAUUAUCCAUUAUACCGACGUCUAGGAAAGAUAGCGUGAGAUAUGUAGCAGAUAGUCGGUACGUAGUCACAAAUCCCAUCCCAGAUGUCUAUUACUAUACAACUUCACCGUAGUACUCGAUAUCAAAAUCGGUGGGCUAGUUGGUGUGAAUAUCCUUAUGCCGCCCGGAAGCAGCAGGGCGUGCUUGAACGCCUGGAAUUUUGCAGUCUGCUCUGUGUUCAUUGUUUGUGGCCUAUCUGGCAUGGAUCAGGCGAAAGCUAGCGCAGAAAAUAGUGUAACCCAAUUGUCACCAUCGUGGGUUGUUGAAGAGUGAAAUUAGAAUGUGUGUGUUUGCGCGGAAGGACAUUUCAGCAAGGCGUAGUAUGAACCAUAAGGGUAUCGAGGUGAGCCAACCUUGCUACCAAACGGAUAUACAUACGUUUCUAAACCAAAAUCGGCAAUUUGUAAGAUGUUUCUUAUGUGGAUAAGCAUAGCAUGAGAUCGAA
Anopheles nili is the source of this 2866-nucleotide messenger RNA. RefSeq names its product ankyrin repeat domain-containing protein 13C. Gene Ontology annotation, cellular component: cytoplasm. Gene Ontology annotation, molecular function: protein binding. The transcript is spliced from 7 exons. The record is from RefSeq and is a predicted model, not a curated record. Lineage: Eukaryota; Metazoa; Arthropoda; Insecta; Diptera; Culicidae. The coding region runs from base 37 to 1353 and encodes 438 amino acids.